AAGUAUACGCCCCCGGAAGAGGACGCCCCGGGCCUGUCUCCUGCUCUACCAUGCGUCGUCCGCGGCUCCUGGGACAAGGUCACACGUGCGGUCGCUGAGCCGCUUCCUGGUACUUAGCGCUUCUAUGGAGGCUAGGCGGUGACCACCCUGUGAGGGCACCCACAAGCCAACACCAUGUCUUCCAUCUGGGUGGCCCGGAUAGGAUUAUCCAUCCUCCGCUGUGGACCGCAGGCUGCAGGAACACCUGUGCUUUUUUGCCCACGACAGACUCGCCAGGCGCCCGGUUUCAAUGUCCCCUUCCACCAGUCUCCUUCCUCCAGGAUGUCCACUGCAUCACAGCAAAAACAAAAACGUCUGCAAUCUAAGACGGUGACAGGCAAGAGCGCAGAACUGAGUAUCGCAGAGUCCUGUGCACACUUCCGAAGAUUCGUAACCGAUCCGGCUCUUAUAAACUCCAUCCUGAAAUGCCUCUCACCUAGGGGAUCUGGCACAGCGGUGCCAAUCAUCGAGUGUAACCCAGGUCCUGGAGUUCUCACCCAGGCGUUGCUGGAUGCUGGCCAUAAAGUGUUUGCCUUGGAAACUAACUCAGAUUUUCUACCAUCUUUGGAGAGAUUACAGAAAACUGCUAAUGGACAACUAAAAGUGGUUCACUGUGACUUCUUCAGGAUUGAUCCCUGGUCUGAAGGACUUGUUCAGCCUCCUUCUAUGUAUUCCAGUACUCUUAUGAAAAACUUGAAUAUCACUGAGGUUUCUUGGGCUUCAGAUGUUCCUCUAAAGGUUUUUUUGAUGCUUGGCCAUAAAAGAGAGCGGAUUUUACUUUGGCGGCAAAUUUACUCUCUCUAUGAGCAACUUUCAAUUUACAGAUAUGGGAGGAUAGAAUUAAAUGUAUUCAUAACGGAAAAACAAUACUGGAAACUGAUUUCUAGACCUGGUGACUACAUGAAGUAUCAAGCUCUGAGUGUACUGUUUCAGGUUGCCUGUGAUAUAGAACUCCUGCACAAGGAACCCACAUCCACAUUUUUCACGCCUUCAAAAUUUAGGAAUCCUGCAGUGUCGGGGGGUUUACCUGAUGAUAAUUUGUGUUUAGUAAGAAUCACGCCAAGAAGAAACUUGUUUUCUGAGAAUUUUACACCUAUAGACGGGGCUACAUUUGUUCACAUGAUAAAGCAAUUUCUGGCAAAACGCAAGUCAAAACUGAUAGAAAAACUUGAUAACCUGGCCCCUGGCAACAGCCAAGAUUUAUUACAAAGUUUAGCACUGCCCGUGGACAUUGCAUCUGGCUCCAUCUACCCAGAAGAAUACAAACUACUUUUUGAGCUGAUGUCACGCUCAGAAGACUUUAAUCGGAGUUUUGUAUUAAAUGAAAUCUGUGAAGACAUAGCGGCUACAAGCUACUGAAUAGACCAUCCGCCAGUAUUGAGGUUGUGCCCACUAUACAUAUUCAGGCACUUUAACCGACUACAGCUACAUUAAAUUCUC
Molecule: messenger RNA, 1479 nt
Organism: Bufo bufo (common toad)
Lineage: Eukaryota; Metazoa; Chordata; Amphibia; Anura; Bufonidae
Gene: TFB2M
Product: transcription factor B2, mitochondrial
Exons: 9
Coding region: 175-1398 (407 amino acids)
Biological process (GO): rRNA methylation; transcription initiation at mitochondrial promoter
Cellular component (GO): mitochondrial matrix
Molecular function (GO): mitochondrial transcription factor activity; rRNA (adenine-N6,N6-)-dimethyltransferase activity
Source: RefSeq, a predicted model, not a curated record